AUGAAUGAGGAAAUGGGAAAUUGCAAAGAAGCGAAUACCUUCUCAUUAGUUCCUCACACUCCUCAUAUGCAUGUUCUUGGAUCAAAAUGGGUUUUUAGAGUCAAAUUAAACGCAGAUGGCACGCUGGACAAGUACAAAGCCAGGCUCGUAGCUCAAGGAUUCAAGCAGGAAAAAGGUAUCGACUACCUUGAAACGUAUAGUCCAGUGGUUAGGACUGCAACAGUACGAGCUGUUCUUCAUUUUGCCACAAUGAUGAACUGGGAAGUAAAACAGAUGGACGUAAAGAACGCCUUCUUGCACGGUGAUCUCACGGAGACCGUCUACAUGUAG
Camelina sativa (false flax) is the source of this 330-nucleotide messenger RNA. The record is from RefSeq and is a predicted model, not a curated record. Lineage: Eukaryota; Viridiplantae; Streptophyta; Magnoliopsida; Brassicales; Brassicaceae.